Anneissia japonica is the source of this 2185-nucleotide messenger RNA. Its product is annotated as tripartite motif-containing protein 45-like. Lineage: Eukaryota; Metazoa; Echinodermata; Crinoidea; Comatulida; Comatulidae. The transcript has 2 exons. Gene Ontology annotation, molecular function: zinc ion binding. The coding region runs from base 107 to 1585 and encodes 492 amino acids. The record is from RefSeq and is a predicted model, not a curated record.
UUCAACAUUUAUUUCAGGUCAGGUACAAAUCGUUUCGUUCUCAGAAGGUGUCUCGUUUCUGUUACUAAUAAGGCUGUUGAUACGCAAAGCAGAAUAUUUCAACAACAUGUCAUCAAUACGCUUUUCUAAAGAGAUCACCGCUGGCAUUACAGCUGCAGCACUUGAAUGCUCUCUAUGUACGAAACGUUUCACACACCCGAAGUCACUCCCGUGCAUGCAUUCAUUUUGCCUUGAAUGUCUUGAAAAACUGAGGAAAGAAAGCAACGAAGAAAUAAGCUGUCCAAUCUGUCGUGAAGUCUUUCAGGUUCCAACAGGAGGACUUAAACAUUUGGAGGAUAGUGUUUUCAUCAACGGGUUAUUGGACUAUGUGACAAACUUGGAACAGAAAUUGGCACCCACCUGCGUCUGUUGCAAGAAGGAAGCUGCUUUCAUCUGUCAAGAUUGCGGUGAGCUGUACUGUGGAAUUUGCAAAGAUACUCACAGAAGAAUGAAGAUUUCUAAAGAUCAUUCCAUCAUUACCCUAAAGGAAUACAACAGCAUUGACCCCGUGGAACGCUUUGCAUCAAAACGGGUUAAUUGCUCCCAACAUAGUAUGCCGCUUCUGUUCUUUUGUGAUACGGAUAAGACACCAGUUUGUGUUGGAUGCACACAGGUACAACAUCCCAGGGGUGAGGCUCAUAAAAUAAUUGAUAUAAAGAAUGCGUUUGAAACCUUCUCAUCUGUUGCAUCAGAGCUCAUUACGUCAUCUGAUAUGAAAGUAUCCGAUGUGCGCGAAAAGGUUGAUGUAUUAAAAAGAAAGAGGGCAGCGGUGAACCUAAAUUACUCAAAAUGUAAAGCAGACGUCAUACGUCAGGCUGAUGAACUACAUCUCUUGAUCUCUCGUCAUAAGGAAGAUCAACUGCAAAGGCUCGAAGAAACACAUAAACAAAAACUGAUGUUAUUUGAAACUCAGGUUAAUGAACUGGAAUUGGCUAUUGCUAAAUUAUCCAGCAUGAGUGGAAUUAUUGACAACUUGACCAAGAGUCCCAAUCAAGUUAUGGCACUGAUGAAAAGUUCAGAUGCUUCUGAAAGAUUGGAUACACUUCUAAAUGAUAAAGUUAAUACAGAACCUCAAGAAUUAACUGUUUUAUAUUACAAGCUAAACAGUAGGUUGUCACAAUUACUAGCAACUAAAGUUGUAGACAGGCUUCGUGGGAAUGAAACGAUUAUUUCACCUAAAAACACGACCAUUGAGAUACAACAAGAAGGUGGACGCGCGAAGCUUCCUUUACUAGGUAACAAGUGUAAGCUGAAUACAGAUAUAUCUGUCAAAAUUCGAAAUUAUUUAGGUGAGAUGGUGUACAACAUGGAUGUAAAAGUAAAGUGUUUAGGAAUAAAUAGAAGUUUGCCUGACAAGAUUAUUAUAGAAGAAAUAUCAGUUAUUUUCGAUUAUGAUGGGUGUUAUCAUAUUCGCGGUGAUGUAGCUUUUAAUAAUUGUACAUUGAUAUGUCUGAUUAUUGAUAGAUCUGAUGUAUAUGUUAAUACAAUUAAGUUUGAUAAACAUGGAAUGGGCUCUACGCGCGAAAGCCACUUCACCAAUUUAUGAAUUCUUGCUGUUCAUUUCUCUCUUAACCUUGGUAUCUACUACCAAAGAUACUAGAAAUACAAGAUAGAAUUCUCGCGUAUCAAAAUUUAAGCGGAUAUACGUCAUGUCUGUUUCAAAUAAUGGAAAUUUACGUAAGUUUAUAUCCAAACGUACACGCAAGUGUACCGUUGGAUAUAAACGAAACUUAGUACCGUUUACUCACCAUGCAAUUCGGUGAUACAGUUUUUAUCUGUGGAGAGUUCUAUCUUGUUUUUUUUUUUAGUAUCAAGAGAUCAAGAGAUGUAGUUCAUCAGCCAGACGUAUGACGUCUGUUUUACAUUUUGAGUAAUUUAGGUUCACCGCUGCCCUCUUUGCUACAAAUUAAUACUUCUACUACUGCCACUACUGCGACUUCACAGUGUGUGUGCUGAACAACGGAGAUUUUUGGUUUCCAGUUCAAUCUUAUCCGCUGCUAGUUUUCAAUUGUAUUCUUACCACCAAAACCGCCCACAAUUAAUAAUAAAGUUGCUUAAACGUUUUGUAAUUAGGCCGAGACCUCUCUAGGCCUACUGAAAAAUACUCAAUGAAAACAUAGUUUACUGUCAAUAAUCUAUUUACUAG